This is a messenger RNA of Ochotona princeps (American pika), 1417 nucleotides long. It is a transcript of the gene CDCA8, whose product is annotated as cell division cycle associated 8. Bases 394 to 1239 code for a protein of 281 amino acids. The record is from RefSeq and is a predicted model, not a curated record. The transcript is spliced from 10 exons. Lineage: Eukaryota; Metazoa; Chordata; Mammalia; Lagomorpha; Ochotonidae. Gene Ontology annotation, biological process: mitotic sister chromatid segregation. Gene Ontology annotation, cellular component: chromosome passenger complex; chromosome, centromeric region; spindle midzone.
GGCCUCCGCGGAGUCGGCCAAAAUUGUCGUUGGCCGCCAUGACUUCUGGGCGCUGUAGUCCUACGCGUGGAUUGGCUGCCAGAGUGAGACGCUUCUUCGUGAUUGGAUGUUACGGCGCCGUAACGGAGACUUCUCAUUCGCCAGCCGGUGGUGGUUGAGUUUGAAUUGAGGGCGGUUAGGCGCGGAGCCACACCUUCGCAGCCGGAACGCCGCAGCUCUUCCUACUCCUCAUCUCGGGACCUGCAACUUCUCGCCUCAGGUCUUGGAUAGCUCCAGACCCCCGAAGGAAGGGUGUCCAUUCCGUCUGUUCGCCUCCGCCCCUCGCGGCGCCGAACGCCCCCAAACUCUUCCGCAGCCUCUGCCGCCUUGUGGCUCGGUCCCCUGCAAAGCGCCAUGGCGCCCAAGAAGGGCAGCAGUCGGGUGGCCAAGACCAACUCGCUGCGGAGCCGGAAGCUCGCUUCCUUUCUUAAGGACUUCGACCGGGAAGUGCAAGUUAGGAUGAAGCAGAUUGCGUCCGACAGGCAGAACCUCCUUAAGGAGGUGGACAACCUGUACAACAUCGAGGUCCUGCGGCUGCCCAAGGCGCUGCGCGAGAUGAACUGGCUCGGCUACUUGGCCCUUGGAGGAAACAAACAGGCCCUGGAGGAGGCAGCAACAGCUGACGUGGAUAUCACAGAAAUAAACAAACUGACAGCAGAAGCCAUGCAGAUACCCCUGAGGUCUGCCAAGUCACGAAAGGCAAUACAAAUGGAUGAAAUGAUAGUGGAAGAAGAGGGAGAAGAAGAAGAAAACAAACUAAAGAACCCUCAAACUGCAAGAGUCAGAAGGUGCCCUCCCUCCAAGAAGAGGAACCAGUCCCUACAAGGAAAAGGCAGAAGCAAAAGGUCAAGCCGCAGUCAGAUGGUGACGCCGGCUCUGAGCCGACUGGAGUUGUCCAUGGUCAGACCAACUCCACGCCUGACGCCCAGGUUUGACUCCAGAGUCUUCAAGACCCCGGGCCUGCGCACUCCGGCAGCCAGAGAACACAUCUACAACAUCUCUAUGAACGGCAGCCCCCUGGCCGACAGCAAGGAGGUCUUCCUCACUGUGCCCAUGGGCAGCGGCGCGAGCGUGCGGCUACUGGCCAGUGACUUGCAGAGGACUGAUAUCGCACAGCUGGACCCAGAGGCUUUGGGAAACAUUAAGAAGCUCUCGAGCCGUCUCGCCCAAAUCUGCAGCAGCAUACAGACCCACAAGUGAGACAGCAGGCAGGACCGGGUGCGGCACAGCUGAGCACACAGACCUCCUCCCCUCCUCCUCUGGGGGCACUGCAUGGAGCCUCAGCAUCUCUCAGCCUCUGCCCAGUUGUUUCUUUUCAAGCUGGCUCGUGGAACAGCUUUCCUGUUUAUCCUAUUUAUCAAAGACCAAAACUCAGCUC